Acipenser ruthenus (sterlet) is the source of this 1733-nucleotide messenger RNA. RefSeq names its product kelch domain-containing protein 8A-like. The record is from RefSeq and is a predicted model, not a curated record. NCBI's taxonomy places the organism in Eukaryota, Metazoa, Chordata, Actinopteri, Acipenseriformes, Acipenseridae. The transcript is spliced from 8 exons. Gene Ontology annotation, molecular function: protein binding. The coding region runs from base 647 to 1711 and encodes 354 amino acids.
UACUGAGUGGUUAGGCACGCUUUCCUCUCGUCCCCUGGCUGACAGACAUAAUUUUAAUUCUCUGUUUAUAAGGGACGACCACACUGCUUCGAUCUGAAGAGUAAAGCUCAGAGGCUGGACUGGUAAACCUCCCGAGACUGCUGACUCCACCCGGAGCGUUCAGUCUAGUCGUACACACAAUACAGGCUGUGUAACACAUACGAGCGAAUCAGUCGCCAGCGGACUUUGCAACAGUAUUGCUUGUCAGUUUUAUUGCUCAGGAUUGCUUAUUUUAUUUUUUUAUUUUUUUAUUUCACUUACAAAAGCAGGUCAAUGCAAACUGAUGACCAGGUCGGCUCUGACUUGAAAACUUGAAAGAGCUGUCAUCUACCUCACAUGAUUAUGACGGUCUUGUUGGCAUUUUGAAGAAGACUGCAGUCACGGUUGCUAUGGAAAUGACUCUGAGAUCGAUUUGUAAUGUUAAUGUGGCAUUAGCAUUAGGAGGAGACGCCAAGACCAAGGGGACUCUCUGAGCCUUGCAGAAGAAGGAGGGAGAGAGCUGUGUCUGUGGGCUUGACCCCGGGUGUGUCCGAGGCGAUGUUAAGGGACGGCAGGCGCUGUCGCACUGAACGGAGCCUGCACUGUUGAAGAGAGAAAGCCAGGCAGAAUGGCGGUGGCUGGCGCAGAUAAGUUCCACUGGCAGAGCCUGGCACCGCUGCCCAGCGGACGCGUCUACCACUCCCUGGUGGAGGCGGGGGGGCAGCUGUUCGUGGUGGGGGGGUGCGACGAGAGCGGGCGCCCGAGGAGUGCCCUGGAGAGGUAUUGCCCCGAGGUGGACCAGUGGAUCAGCCUGCCUCCCAUGCCUACGCCCCGUGCAGGGGCAGCCACAGCCGUGCUGGGCAAGCGGCUGGUGGUGGUGGGAGGCAUGGGGCCAGACCAGCGCCCCCUCAAGGCCGUAGAGGUGUACAACACAGACGAAGGCAAGUGGAGGAAGAGGAGCUCUCUGAGAGCAGCAGCUAUGGGAAUCUCCGUGACUGUGAAAGACGGCCGGGUGUUUGCAGCAGGAGGGAUGGGGGGGGACCUGUACCCCCAGAACCUCCUCCAGCAGUAUGACCUCCGCAAGGAUGUGUGGGUGACCCUGCCACGCAUGCCAACCCCCCGCUACGACACCACCACCUUCAUCCAGGGCUCCAAGAUCUACGUGCUCGGUGGACGGCAGUCAAAGCGUUCGGUCGGCGCUUUUGAGGCGUUUGACACGGAGAGCCGCUCGUGGGCCCCCCUUCCCAGCAUCCCCAGCAAGAGGGCCUACUCGGGCCUGGUCCUGGACGAGGGGGGGAGUCUGUACUGCCUGGGGGGGCUCCGGCAAGGGGGGGUCCACCAGCGGCCCAAAUUCACCAAGAACAUCAACAUCUUCGACAUCCAGCAAGGACUCUGGCUCAAGGCUGAGCGUUCUCUCUCAAUGAAGACCAAGCGUGCUGACUUUGCGUCAGGCUACCUGUGUGGGAGGGUUAUCGUGGCAGGGGGCCUGGGUAACCAGCCGACUGUGCUGGGCUCUGUGGAAGCUUUUCUUCCUGGGAAGAAGAAAUGGGAACUCCUGCCCUCCCUCCCUACCCCCCGAUGCUCCGCCUCCAGCAUCAUGUUCCACGACCGCCUCCUGGUGGUGGGCGGGGUCAGCCAGGGCCCAAGCUGCGCUGUGGAGGCAUUGAGUGUGCAGGAAGGGGAGGGGCCUUGACCUGCACUGCCCCCCCCCUUCC